Messenger RNA from Juglans microcarpa x Juglans regia, 2251 nucleotides. RefSeq names its product zinc finger protein CONSTANS-LIKE 9-like. The coding region runs from base 341 to 1591 and encodes 416 amino acids. Gene Ontology annotation, molecular function: zinc ion binding; protein binding. The record is from RefSeq and is a predicted model, not a curated record. NCBI's taxonomy places the organism in Eukaryota, Viridiplantae, Streptophyta, Magnoliopsida, Fagales, Juglandaceae. The transcript is spliced from 5 exons.
CGUAUACAUACUUACACUCAUAUUAUACACAUACUUUCUCUCUCACCCACCCCAUUUCUAUCUUCCUAUCUUCCACUGCAAUCACAGCCCCCGCGCGCGCGAGAGAGAGAGAGAGAGAGAGAUAUUUUCUGGAAAGAUCCUGUUCUUAGGGUUGCUUAGUUUUGUCUACUUCUUACAAUAAAUAAUUAGAAAUUCAGCUCUUUAUCGAUCUUGUCCACCUCUUUUCUGAACGGUUGUAACGACGCUGGGAAGGAUUGUGAUUCGUGUAAGGAGCUACUUUUGGUAGGCUGAUAUAUAACUUGGGUAGAGGUUUGGUAAUUGGAGAAGUAUAAAUCUGAAGAUGGGUUAUUUAUGUGAUUUUUGUGGGGAACAAAGGUCCAUGGUGUAUUGCCGCUCAGAUGCUGCGUGCUUAUGCUUGUCAUGUGACAGAAAUGUCCAUUCUGCUAAUGCCCUAUCCAAACGCCACUCGAGAACACUAUUAUGUGAAAGAUGCAAUUCACAACCUGCACUAGUAAGAUGUGCCCAAGAGAGGGUCUCUCUUUGUCAGAACUGUGAUUGGAUGGGUCAUGGCACUUCUACCUCAGCUUCAACACACGAGAGACAGACAAUCAAUUGUUAUUCUGGAUGCCCAUCAGCUGCAGAACUUUCUUCAAUCUGGUCAUUUGUUUUAGAUUUCCCUUCUGUGGGUGAAUCCACUUGUGAGCAGGAAUUAGGUUUGAUGAGUAUAACAGAGAACAGUGAAAAAACUGCUUGGGGCUCUGCAGAAAACAACAUGAGCCAAAAUUUAUAUAGUUCAGUUGAAUUGAAUGGCGUGCGCAACGUCGAGAAGUCCAGCGGUUGGGUUGGGUCCUCUUCCGUGCCUGGAGUUCAUUCUGGGCCUCACAUUCUAGACCAGCCGGCUGGAUCCACAAAUACAUCUUUGCCCAAGAUAUGCUGUCCUGGAGCUAAAGGUUCUGAUCUCUGUCAAGAAGAUGAUCUAUAUGAGGACUUUGAAAUGGAUGAAGUGGAUUUGAAUCUUGAGAACUAUGAAGAACUCUUUGGCGUAGCGCUUAGCCAUUCUGAAGAGCUUUUUGAAAAUGGUGGCAUUGAUAGCUUGUUUGGGACAAAGGACAUGUCUGCUGCUGAUUCCAGUUGUCAGGGUGCAGUUGCUGCUGAGGGGUCCUCAGCGGGACUGGUUAAUGCAAUGCAGCCAGCGUGCAGCAAUGCAGCGUCUGCAGAUUCUAUGAUUAGUACUAAAACUGAACCAGUACUUUGUUUGACAACAACACAAGCACAUUCAAGUAUUUCGUUUUCUGGUCUUACUGGAGAGAGUAGUCCUGGGGAUUAUCAAGAUUGUGGGGCUUCUGCAAUGCUUCUCAUGGGAGAGCCUCCAUGGUGUCCUCCAUGUCCUGAGAGUUCCUUCCAAUCUGCUAAUCGUAGUGAUGCUGUUAUGCGUUAUAAGGAAAAGAAGAAAGCACGCAAGUUCGAGAAAAGAGUGAGGUAUGCCUCUCGCAAAGCAAGGGCCGAUGUUAGAAGACGUGUUAAGGGCCGCUUUGUCAAAGCUGGUGAUGCUUAUGAUUAUGAUCCGUUGACACAAACCAGAAGCUACUGAGAGUACACUUUUUAACCAUGCUUUAUAAAAGGAAAGCAUCGCAUGAUGUCUUCUUGUUAUAAUUACCUAAACAGUGGAUGGAACUAAUGCACUAUUUCCCUGUGCAAUGACAAACUGUAUGAUUAUAUCUCAGGGGCCUUGGUUUUCAUCAGGAGAGAGUGGUGGAUAUAAAAUGCUGGUUUCCAAUGCUUCGCCAAUAAGUGGAGGAGCAGAAUGUCGAUCAUCCAUCACUAUAAAGGAUUGGUGGGUUGUGACACCAUCCGAACAGACCGCAUAGCACCCUCGAUUCAAGUUAUGGAUUGUUGUCUGUCUGUACGCAAUUCUCUAGUGAAAGAACCUUAUGGGUUCUCCCCAGCCCUAACACCUCAAUAACUAUUGUUUAUUGUAUUCCACGCUCUGGUCACUUCUACAAAUUCAGUUUUCAUGGCAUGGCGGGUGGCUGUACGCACAUCUGCCAGAUCAGCCAAGAAACUAGCUAGCACUUCUCUACUGUUCUCGUUUCCUUUUAAAUUGACAUGUAUAGCACAGGAUUUAUAUGACUUAAAAGAGAGUUUGUCUGGUUAACAAUCCCGUGGUCAGACAAAUACCCUCUCCUUGUACAUUUCUCCUCCAUUUCAUGAACAGGUAUAGCAGGGAAUUAUAUAUAUGUUUUUGAGGGAA